Penicillium manginii is the source of this 9630-nucleotide messenger RNA. It is a transcript of the gene tom1, whose product is annotated as E3 ubiquitin-protein ligase TOM1. Gene Ontology annotation, biological process: positive regulation of protein catabolic process; protein polyubiquitination; proteasome-mediated ubiquitin-dependent protein catabolic process. The record is from RefSeq and is a predicted model, not a curated record. Gene Ontology annotation, molecular function: ubiquitin-protein transferase activity. The coding region runs from base 1 to 9630 and encodes 3209 amino acids. NCBI's taxonomy places the organism in Eukaryota, Fungi, Ascomycota, Eurotiomycetes, Eurotiales, Aspergillaceae. The transcript has 3 exons.
AUGUCCGCCGUCAUUGUGAUGGCGGCUCGUGUCAAUAUUCUUGGUCGGGUCAAGGCUUGGGAGCUGGGUCUCGGUACAAAGUUAUGGACUCAGGAUUCACAGGGUCAAUCUGUCCUUUCUGGGGAUAUCGCAUCUUUGUUCCGGGAUAUCGGCGUCGCUGUUGAUGCGUCGGUGGAAAACCCCCGCUUCCUCGGUAUACAUUCUUUGAAUUCGGUUGCCCUGCCCAACGGUGGAAAGCUCAGUUAUGGUGCCCUAGAAAGCCUGCUUCCCUCGCCAGAUGCUAGCUUCGAGCCUAAAGACUAUGAUGAGCAUGGUUUAACACUCACAGACUAUAUAUUCCCUGCUAUUCGUUUCCUUGGUGCCUUCUUUGAAAACCAGCCGAAUUGCACAGCCUUUAUCCAGGCCGGAGGGUCGGAGUUUGUCCUUGACUAUGCUACGCUCCAGGGCAUGUCUUUCCAUUUCCACAGCACAGAUGCCAACCAAGAAUUGACGGUCCUUGUUCACAUGCUCGCUGAGACAAAACCACACCUCAUCAUACCUUCCCUGGUGGACCGCGCGCAGCUUGCAGUGAACAACCUUUCGGCCUUCUCGACAUCCCCCAGUCCUUCUGGAUUCUUCACUGCACUGAUCAAGCCCAAUGACUCAAGUGAACCGACCACAGAGCCCACACUCGCCGCUCAACAUGGCACAUUCUUCGCCAAGCACCUGAAUGCUGUUCUGAUUCUGACUGAUCUUCUGCGCGAGGUUUUCGCCUUGCCGCUAUAUCAGACCCGAUCGGUUAAUCAAACUGCUCCUUUCGCUCAAGUCAAUCUUGCGGAUCGUUAUUGUACAUUGGUUGCCUCGCUUGGUGAUCUCCAAGCAGCAUGUGUCUGGGAAGAGAUCAUGCUGGAAAAGAACAUCCCCGAGAAAUGGGUGCAGUCAACUGGUAUUACUAGCAACCAGAAUGCAAAGAAUAACUCACAACCUCAGCAAGCCACGGCUUCUGCAACUGCAGCCUCGCGCGAAGGAACAACAGUUGCCGAGGGCAGCAAGACUCCUGCACCCGAGCAGACCGCGAAUGAUGAGGCCAAGCCAGACGAAGAGACCCCUGCUUUCAAGAAUGCCCAAGCCCUUCGUUACCUCUUGAGUGGCCUACCAUCCUCUGUCACUGGCUUUUUCCACAACCUUGGACUCAGCCUCAUUACCAAGAGACGACCUACUACUGAUCAAAAGGCGAAACAGAAUGCCACAAUGGUUGCUGAUGCCAUAGCGGAAUCUGUUCUUCGACAGCUUCAGUUGGCUGCUGCAAACUCUUCUGACAGCCCGAGACAUCGAUUCGCGUAUCUCAUUGUGACCCUUUCCUCGUUCUCGCAUCUUCUAUACGAGGUCUCCAAUGAGCGUCCUCAGUCAAACUACUUGACAAUGGUCCUCGUGGCUUUCAAGCGACAAAAUGGUCUGAAUGUUCUCAAGGAGAUUAGCCAAAUGUUUAUGCGUGAGAUCCAGUCUCUCAAGCCUUCGGAAUACGCCCCUUAUACCGAUAAGAAAAUGCCCGAUGAGCUCACAUCUGCCUACGGUGGAAUCAAGAUUAUCCUUGCUCUAUUUUCGGAACUCGCGGGAGGAAAGAGUAUCGUCGACUCCAGCCAGACUCAGGCCUUGACCAGUCAUCAAGACCGUGACCGUGGCAGCUCCGAUUACUUCCAUUCGGGUCAAUUCAUCGUCGAUCUUCGCAUGCAGAUUCUACCCAUGGCCCAGGAGAUGUGGAAUUCCGACUUUGCGACUCAAUCCGAAAGUUCGGUCAUCAAGUGCCUUAUUGAUAUCCUUCGGUCAUCUCUGGACGGAGAGUACGAGAGCGGAGCUGCUCAUGAGUCAGAUACCCAGCCUCCUCUGUCCGAGACGCCUCGCCGUGCAUUUGUGGUCAGCAAAGAACGGGCCGCAUCUCUGGUGGAAAAGGGAUAUAAUGACAAUGAAUUGAAUAAGGAGGCCCUCUAUCGUUGCAACAAUGCGCUCGUCAAUGCAGAAGAAUACUGCAAAGCACAGAAUUGGCUCCGAGCUCCGCCAAGACUUCCCCCGGGCCCCAACGAUCUUCAAACCGGUCAUUCUGACACUGCUUCAGGCGGAGAAGCUGCGGAUGAGCCUGUUGGCCCAGAGGGUGCGCUGUUCAACGGUGGCGGUUUCCUUGAGCGCUCUGGUCUCGCAAUGCUUCUGGCUCAGGCAGGACGACCUGUUGAUGACCCGAUGAACCCCGAACAAGGUGAUGGGCAAGAUAUGGAUCCUCUCAUGCGGGACGGCUUGGCUCGUGCAAUUCACAAUGUUCUGAACGACGAUGACAUGGCCACAGAUGACCAGGCUGAAUCUUCAAACCAAACUCGCGAUGCGCAGUCCCAUGACGAUGGGCCGCCCCUCGAACCGAUCAAUGCUCCUCCUCCGGCUCCUGCCGCAGCCCCGAGUGAAUCCGCUCCUCGCCGCCAACUAGUGACAGUCGAGUCCCUGGACGUGGAACGGGAACAAAUCCGCUCAAAUCUCAUCGAUCGAUGCCUUGACGUUUUGAACGAGCACCAUGACGUUUCCUUCGAGCUCGCGGACCUUAUCUCUUCUGCCAUUAAAAAGCAUCCCGAGCCUGAGAACUUCCGUCGCGAUAUCGGAGAAACUCUUGUUCAGUCCCUCGUCUCUCUGCAGAUGGAGAACUUCCAGACUGCCGGCAAGAAGAUUGCUGCUUAUGCACACAUUCUCGCAUUGGUCCUGCAAGACCGCGACAUGUAUACGGCAACUCUCGAGGAACUGAAGGAUUGCUUCUCAACUUUCCUCGGCUUCGUCAAGCUCCCUGAAAAGGCUGACGACGAAAGGUUCCCGUGGGUUGGCCAUGUCCUGCUGAUUAUGGAGAAACUGUUGUCCGAUGACUGCAAGCCACCUGUUAUCACAUGGACCCCUCCUAAUCCCGAAAACCCCAGCGCUGAUAACGAUGGUCCCGCUCGACUCGAGGAACCUCUUGUUUCUCUGGAGGAAAAGACCAAGCUCUUUGAGGCUCUGGUGGAAAUUCUUCCUCGCGUGGGCAGGGAUGAGACCCUUGCUUUGUCUAUCUGCCGUGUCCUAGUCAUCCUCACUCGCGAGCGCAGCAUUGCGGCUCGUUUUGGCGAAAAGCGAAACCUUCAGCGCCUCUUCGUUAUGGUCAAGCAGUUGGCUAGCGCAACAAAUGACAAGCUUCAAAGCUCCUUCAUGAUCAUUCUGCGACACAUUGUUGAAGACGAGGCUACGAUCCGCCAAAUCAUGCGCGCUGAGAUCGUUGCUAACUUUGAGUCUAAGAAUACUCGCCAAAUCGACACUACCGGCUACGUUCGACAAUUGUACCACCUCGUCCUCAGGGCGCCUGAAAUCUUUGUCGAGGUCACCAACGAGAAACUGAGACUCCUUCGCUAUGACAGCUCACAGCGGCCGCAGAUUCUUGGUCUGAAGGCUGACAAGGACCGCACUACGCGUCUCCGCCAGGGUAAGGGCCUCGAAGAUGACACGAAUGAGCCAGCAGGUGAAGCGUCGGAUUCGACAGCCGCUCCGGUAGAGGAAGCCGCUUCAGACGAUAAGGACAAGGACAGCAAAAAUCAGGCCAAGACUGCCGAGCUCAAACCACCUGUGGUGGAGAAUCCAGAUGGUGUGAUCCAUUAUCUCCUGUCCGAAAUUCUGUCUUAUAAGGAUGUGGAUGAUAAGGAAACCACCGAGCCGGUUGAACAGUCUACUGCUGAGCAGACCGAUCCUCAAACUGAUGUCGAGAUGGGUACUGAUGAGCCAACGCCUUCUAUUGCGAGUAGCGCUGCUGAUUCUCAGCCCAACCGCGCUGCCAACCCUACCACGACUACAAAGAAGGGUGAAAAGCCGACGUUCAAGGCAGAGGAUCACCCCAUCUACAUUUAUCGCUGCUUCUUGCUUCAAUGUCUGACCGAGCUUCUAUCCUCCUACAACCGGACGAAGGUGGAGUUCAUCAAUUUCUCCCGCAAGGCCGACCCCUUGGCUACAACACCCUCGAAGCCUCGUUCUGGAAUUCUCAAUUACUUGUUGAACGUACUUGUCCCCAUCGGAACUAUGGAGCACGAUGAGUCGCUUUCAUUCAAGAAGCGCAGCAUCACUUCUGGCUGGACGAUGCAAGUUCUCGUUGCUCUUUGCACCAAGACCGGCGAGUUCGGCGGCGUCGGCCGUCGUCGAAACGAACACAAGCGCAACGAAGAAGACGAACCCGAGCUUGCUUUUGUGCGCCGUUUCGUUCUAGAGCACGCUCUUCGAUCUUACAAGGAUGCCAAUGCUUCUACUGAGCCUCUGGAUUCCAAGUAUUCCAAGUUGAUGUCCCUGGCCGAUCUUUUUGAUAAGAUGCUUAGCGGCUACUCUUACUCCCAGGAUGCAGGAUUCCCGUCUUCCACAAGACAACUCGCGAAGACGAUGUUCGAGAAGCAUUUCAUUCCUGCUUUGACAGCCUCUGUCGCCGAAAUCGAUUUGAAUUUCCCCUCAUCUAAGCGUGUCAUCAAGUAUAUCCUCCGCCCCCUCAACAAACUUACUCAAACAGCCGUGCUCCUUAGUGAGAACUCUGACAUCUCUAACCUCGGCGAAGCUGAUGAAGAUGAGAUUUCUUCGGCAACAUCUGUUUCUGACAUGGAGGACGAACGCGAGGAAACCCCUGAUCUAUUCCGACACUCUACUCUCGGCAUGCUCGAACCCCGACAUGAGGAAGAGACCUCCUCAGAGGAAUCUGAGGGCGAGGACGAUGAGAUGUAUGAUGAUGAGUAUGAUGAAGAAAUGGAAUACGACGAGGACAUGCCCGAAGAUGAUGGUGAGGUUGUCAGUGACGAUGAGGAUGGCGUGGGUCCCAUUGAAGGUCUUUCUGGUGAUGCUGUUGAGGUCAUUAUCGAUGAUGAGGAUGAUGAUGAGGAUGACGACGAUGAGGACGACGACGACGACCACUCCGAUAUGGAAGAAGAUGUGAUGUUUGCGGACGAAAUCACCGGUGACCAUGACAAUGACAGCCUCGAAGAUGGUGAAGAAGACGAGUGGGAGAGCGAAGAGAUGACCGAAGACGAAGAAGAAGCCGAGAUGAUGAACCAAUUCGAGGACGAAAUGGCGGACAUGCGCCAGUCUAACCGUCAACCCGAAGGUCACCACCGCAUCAAUGAUUUAUUCCGUGCUCUGAACGAAGCCGCCGGUGGAAUGGAUGAUCUCCACGGUGAAGGCUUGGGAGGAGAUAUCCACGAUGAAAUUCUUGAUGACUUGAACGAGGAAGGAGGUUUGUCCGCUUCUCUCCCCUUUCGUGAACUCGUUCGCUUAUACUUUCCAGAAGAUGACGACGAAAUGGACGAACUCGAAGAAGAAGGUGACGAUUAUGACGACUACGAGAUGGAUCAGGGAUCUGAAGGAGAGAUGGAAGGUAGGCUGAGCACCUAUGCAAGGGCGGAGAUGUGCCUCAAUUUCAUUACUGAUGCUUGUUUAGACGAUGAUCUCCUUGAGCCAUGGGGUUGGGAGGGCGAUGAACUGCCACCCCCUCGUGGCCACCAUAACCAUCGCUUCCGUGGUGGGCCAGGACCGGCUUGGGCAACUGUAACCGAAAUCAUGCCCGGUCGCAAUGGCGGCUUGGUACCAAUCCAACCUUACCAACGUGUCCACAGAGGCCAAAUGCCCGGAGGACGAAACGAUGAUGGCACUAAUCCUUUGCUAAUGCGUAACGACCGUGGAGAUGCUACUUCCCAACUCCGCGGACAAGGCCCCGAGGGCUUCUCCGACUGGCCUGCUCUAGAUGCACAGGGUGGUCAGGGUCGCCUCAUGCCAAUGGAUAGUCCCAUGAGCUUUAUGAAUGCCAUAAUGCAAGCCAUUGGUGGCCAAGCCCAGCCUGGCGUUGGAGUUGUUACUCGACCAGAUGGCAUCCAUAUUCACGUCGACCGCAGCACCGUCCUCCCCACCAACCGUCUCAAUGAUAUGUUCGGGCUCAGCCGAGGACAAGCCAAUCCCCCUCGUGGUCGCGAUGAUCCCCACCACGCCGUGAAGUUUUCCUUGUCUGUGACCAAGAACCGCUGGCAAGAGGAAGCUCGCAUUCUCUACAGCGGUACCUAUGUUGAAAAGUGCCAACGUGUUGUCAACUCCCUCCUGAAGGGCCUGGUGCCCCCUGCCCUCAAGGAGGAAGAGGAACGUCAAAACAUUGCCGAAGAAGAGCGCAAGAAGGCUCAAGAAGUCCGGGCCGAGAAAGAGCGACAAGAGCGCAUUGCACGCGAAGAAGAAGAGCGUGAACGCAAGCGCCAGGAGGAAGAAGAAAAUGCUCGACGCCAGGCUGAGCAAGAGCAAGAAGAAGCUGAGCGACAAGCUGCCGGCGGUGAUGAGCCGAUGGAAGACGUCCAAGAGACAGAGUCUGUUACCGGAGAAACUGCGACUUUGCCCGAGUCUGGUCCAGUCGAACCUGCUGAACGAGUCCACACCACCAUUCGCGGUCGCCAGCUUGAUAUCACUGGUCUGGAAAUCGAUCCUGAAUACCUCGAGGCGCUUCCAGAGGAACUCCGCGAGGAAGUUAUCAUGCAGCAGCUCGCUGAACAACGAUCCCAGGCUGCUGCCGCGGGCGAAGAACCAACCGAGAUUAACUCGGAAUUCCUGGAAGCUCUUCCUGCCGAGAUCCGUGAAGAACUGCUCCAACAAGAAGCCGCUGAUCGACGCCGACGUGAACGGGAUAGCGCCCGACGACAAGCCAACGUUGGUGGCGCCCCGCCACGUGCCGAAGACAUGGAUGCUGCCAGCUUCCUAGCCACUCUAGAUCCUUCCUUGCGCCAGGCCGUUCUUGCUGAUCAGCCCGAGGAAGUUCUCGCUACAUUAGGCCCCGAGUACCUGACGGAGGCACGAACUCUGGGCGGUCGACGCAUCGCUCAGUUUGGCGAUCUUCCCGGCAUUCCGGGCGCGGGGACUCGUCAACGGGGUGAGGCUGCUGAAGGUCAAGAGCCCAAGAAGCAGCAGCGUCGUCAAAUCGUUCAAAUGCUUGAUAAGGCUGGCGUUGCUACGCUCCUUCGUCUCAUGUUCAUGCCUUUGCAAGGAAAUGCUCGCCACCAAUUGAACGACAUUCUCCACAACGUCUGUGAGAAUCGACAGAACAGAAGCGAAGUCAUCAGCCUCCUUCUGUCUGUUCUGCAAGACGGUAGCGUGGACUCCUCCGCAAUUGAACGCAGCUUCUCCCACCUUUCUCUACGUGCCAAGGCUCCCGGUGUGCAAAAGACUCCUCAAUCCACCAAGCGCAACCCAACCAUUCAGUCUUCUUCCAGCGUCAGCACUGACGUUACUCCUAUCAUGGUGGUUCAGCAGUGCCUCGGUACACUGUCUUUCCUUUCGCAGUUCAACCCUCACAUCGCUUGGUUCUUCCUGACCGAGCAUGAUUCUGCCUCUUCGCUCAAACUCAAGGCAUUGCGAAAGGGCAAGGGCAAGGAUAACCGUUCUAACAAGUUCGCUCUGAAUGCUCUUCUUUCGCUCUUGGAUCGGAAAUUGAUCAUGGACAGCCCCAAUUGCAUGGAGCAAUUGUCUGCUCUUUUGAGCAGCAUCACUCAGCCACUCACUGUUCUUCUUCGUCGUGAGAAGGAGAAGCAAGAAGAGGAGAAGGAAAAGGGCAAGAAGGCCGAAGGAACUCAAGCCGAGGAAUCCGCUGAGCAGCCUGCUGACUCGGCAUCGGGUAGGGCGAAGAUGGGAAACCCGCCGAAAAAGAUGGCUCAAAACCUGGUGAGGAGGAAAAGCGCAAGCGCAAAUCCAUUGAGCCCCCCCGUCGUUCCCGAUCACAACUUCCGACUGGUUGUUCACAUCCUUGCCGCUCGCGAAUGCAAUGGCAAGACCUUCCGUGACACACUCUCAACCAUCAACAAUCUGUCUGCUAUCCCCGGAGCUCGUGAUGUUAUUGGCAACGAACUCGUUGGGCAAGCACAGACCCUAAGCGAUACAAUUCUGGCAGACUUGGAGGAACUUCUCCCUCAUAUCCACCAAGCCAAGACCGGCACAGACAUGCAAGGCUUGGCCCUGGCCAAGUUCUCCCCCGCCAGCUCCGAUCAAGCCAAAUUGCUGCGUAUCCUUACCGCCCUCGAUUACCUCUUCGAUCCUACUCGUGUGGACAAGUCCAAGGGUACUGAGCCUGAAGCCGCACCCAAGGAGGAUGUCCUCAAGAGACUCUAUGAAAGCGCUACCUUCGGGCCUUUGUGGACCAAAUUGAGUGACUGCCUGUCUCUUAUACGCCAGAAGGAGAAUAUGCUUAACGUGGCUACGAUACUUCUACCACUGAUCGAGGCGUUGAUGGUUGUUUGCAAGAACACCACUCUCAAGGACCAACCUAUCAACCGCAACAGCCGAGAAGCAUCUGUUAACAGUGCUCCCGAUGUUGGUCCUGGCAUGGAAAACCUUUUCUUCAAGUUCACUGAGGAGCACCGUAAGAUCCUCAAUGAGCUUGUCCGCUCCAACCCUCGAUUGAUGAGUGGCACGUUCUCCCUGCUGGUCAAGAACCCCAAGGUCUUGGAAUUUGACAACAAGCGCAAUUACUUUACCCGUCGUGUGCACUCUCGUGGCUCUGAGCCUCGUCACCCCCACCCUCCCCUCCAACUCUCCGUCCGUCGCGACCAGGUUUUCCUUGAUUCGUUCAAGUCCCUCUACUUCAAGACCGCGGAUGAGCUUAAAUACGGCAAGCUCAACGUGCGUUUCCACGGUGAAGAAGGUGUCGAUGCUGGUGGUGUGACUCGAGAAUGGUUCCAGGUCCUCGCUCGGGGAAUGUUUAACGCUAACUACGCUCUAUUCACCCCCGUUGCUUCUGAUCGGACCACAUUCCACCCUAACCGCCUCAGUGGCGUUAACUCGGAGCAUCUUCUGUUCUUCCGAUUCAUUGGGCGGAUCAUCGCCAAGGCUCUCUACGAGGGACGCGUUCUGGACUGUCAUUUCUCGCGCGCUGUUUACAAGAAGAUCCUCGGCCGGGCUGUCUCUAUCAAGGAUAUGGAAUCUCUGGAUCUGGACUACUACAAGUCUCUGCUCUGGAUGCUGGAGAAUGAUAUCACGGAUAUUAUUACUGAGACCUUCGCCAUCGAAACUGACGACUUUGGCGAGAAGCAAGUCAUCGACUUGAUCGAGAACGGCCGCAACAUCCCCGUCACCCAGGAGAACAAGGAGCACUAUGUCCAGCGCGUUGUCGAGUACCGACUCGUCGAGUCUGUCAAGGAGCAGAUCGACAAUUUCCUGACCGGCUUCCACGAGAUCAUUCCGCCAGACCUGAUCUCCAUCUUCAACGAACAAGAGCUGGAACUUCUGAUCUCGGGUCUUCCUGAGAUCGACGUCGAUGAGUGGAAGAAUAAUACCGAUUAUCACAACUACUCUGCCUCCUCGUCGCAAAUCCAGUGGUUCUGGCGUGCAGUCCGCUCCUUCGAUAAGGAAGAACGCGCCAAGUUGCUCCAGUUUGUCACGGGUACUAGCAAGGUCCCUCUCAACGGCUUCAAGGAGCUGGAGGGUAUGAACGGUGUCAGCAAAUUCAAUAUCCACCGCGAUUAUGGCAACAAGGAUCGCCUCCCUAGCGCGCACACAUGUUUCAACCAGCUUGAUCUUCCCGAGUAUGAAAGUUAUGAAGAUCUCCGUCACCGACUGUACACAGCCAUGACGGCUGGCAGCGAGUACUUCGGUUUCGCAUAG